This is a messenger RNA of Rosa chinensis, 2083 nucleotides long. Its product is annotated as putative F-box/FBD/LRR-repeat protein At5g44950. Gene Ontology annotation, molecular function: protein binding. Bases 263 to 1741 code for a protein of 492 amino acids. The record is from RefSeq and is a predicted model, not a curated record. NCBI's taxonomy places the organism in Eukaryota, Viridiplantae, Streptophyta, Magnoliopsida, Rosales, Rosaceae. The transcript is spliced from 3 exons.
CCGACCCGGCCAAGAAACAAGCCUAAAUAAUUUCUCUCAACGUCGACCUGAACCGUUUUCAAUCCCAGAAACCCCCAAAUUGACCAAAAUUAGGGUUCUAUGAGCUCUGCUCUGCAACCCAAUCAAAUUCCAGGAUAUGGAGCAAGCAAGAGGGAGUAGGCACGUUCUAGAUUCCUGGGUAUGUCCUUAUAUUUGGUUCAGGGUAGAAAUGAACAUGUUGAUCCAAGCCCACUCCUCUUAGAAACCCAGAAAUCUCAGUCUCAUGGAUCAUAAGCAAAAGUUGAUAGCAACUCCAACUUGUCGAGGUCAAGGAGUUCGCGCUGAGACCAUGGUGGAUGGAUUCAGCAAUCUUCCAGACGGUGUUACUCAUCAGAUUCUCUCACACCUCACUAUAACAGACGUUACCCGUUUUGGCUCUGUGUCCAAAAGAUGCAGACAACUUCAUCUCUCAACUCCUUCAUUGAAAUUUGAAGGAUUUUCGGAGGCGAAUUUGUCUACCUUGGGCAACAGGUUAGCGCUGUUGAAUGCUUUGGAUGGUUUCAUGAUUCGUCGUGGGGAUGUGAAGUUGCAAACCUUUCGUUUUCGUAGCUUCUGCGGAUUCGAGAAGUCUCGUAUCAUCGAAUGGAUUCGCAAUGCAUUGCGGUGUAACGUUGAGGGGCUUGAUUUUGAGCUUGGUUUAGUUGAUUUGCCACUUUUGUUUCAGUCUAUCUUACGUUGUGCAACUUUGAGGUCUUUGUCUGUGGAAAUGAAGUAUAAGUAUAGGUUCCUUACAUUACCCUCCUCGGCUUGUUUCGCUAAUAUUGAAUGCUUGAAGCUGAAAAAUAUUCAUGUAGUGGAUGAGGGAUUUUUCAGAUGGAUCUCAUCCUCUUGCAAGUGCAUUAAGGAAUUACGUCUCGAAGGAAUUGAGGGGAUAAGUCAUCUCUCAAUUGAAAGUUCAUCUUUAGUGUCGUUUAGUGUUGUGCAUCCGUUUCAGUCGGAUCCACUGAUUCUCAGCAUCUCUGCCGAGAAACUGGUAGACCUAGUUAUUGACUGGGGAUUUCAAAAUUGCAAGAAGGUGUUGAAUGUUACUGCUCCGGAAGUUAGAUAUUUGAAGUUAGAAGGGAAUUCUUUGAUUCACCAAAAACUUGGGGAAUUGAGGCGUUUAGAAAAAGCUGAUCUUUGUCUGAGACCUGGAGGGAAUGACAUUAACAUGCUAUCUGAGUUUAUUAGCAGUAUACGAAGUGUCAAAGUUCUUAUUUUAGGGGAGGAGAUCCUAAAGGCUCUUUUCCAGAAAGGAUCCAGACCAGCACCUUUAGAUAAUGUUCGUCAUCUGUGUAUCCAUGUCGGGUACAUGCUUGAUGAUGUUGUUCCGGCAAUGGUCUCUAUCUUGAAAGGAAUUCCUAAUUUGAGUACUUUGUACAUAAAGUCAUUUCCAAUCUUUAUCCACCUUGGAUCUAAAUCAUCAGGACAUAAUGUGGCAUAUUGGAAAUUGCUAGACCUUGCUUUUGUUCAUCAACUGGAGGAGGUAACCAUAGAGCUUCCUAAUGGGUCUAAUGGAAUCGAAUUAGCAAGCUAUCUGCUCGAGCAUGCUAAAAGUUUGAAGAAAAUGGUGAUUGUACAUUCACCCCAACAAUCUAGUGUUGAAAGGAAGUUGCAUAUAACAUAUAAGAAGUCCAAUCUCAGAGCUGUCUUGGAGGAAGAUCAAAAGAGAGGAACUUUGGAGCGAAAUAGCAGAAGAGCUUUUACCAGAGAAAGGAUAUAGUGGCUUUGUGCUUUGGUUUACAGUGGUUUCAUAAGAAAUUGGAUGAACUUGCUCUCGGGAAAGGCAAGAAUGUGGGUGUAAAUAAUAUGCAUAUGGUGAUAUGGUCGAUGCCAUUUUUUUUUUUUUUUUUUUUUUGUGGUCAAAGAAAAGAAAAGCAAAAUUACAAGUUGUGUGAAAUCAACAAAUCAUGGUGGUUUGGAAAGCUGCAGAGAUGAUCUGGGUCAAAUGUUUUCUGGGUUUGAGUUUGACGUGCAUUGACAAAUCAACCAAUUUUUUGGACGGUAAAAUUUUAGAAAAUAUUACAUGCAUGAUAAACUUGAGUUCUCUAAAUAUUUUUUUUUA